UCCCCAAGGCCGGUGCCGAGGAGUCCGAGAGGCAGAGCCGGUGGCUGCGCUGGCUCGGGGCCGCCUUUUUAUGGCGAUGCCGUCUGCCCUCUGGAUGCAGCUGGUGGCCUGGGCUUUGCUGCUGCCGUUCGUGCCCCUCUGCCUGAGCUGGGAUACGGCCGAGUUGGAGCUCUUCGACCUGGUGGAGGAAGUGCAGGAGAACUUUUACCGGUUCCUCGGCGUGGAGCAGGAUGCUACAUCUGCAGAUAUCAGGAAAGCCUAUCGGAAAAUGUCUUUGAUCUUACACCCGGACAAAAACAAAGAUGAAAAUGCAGAAAUUCAAUUUAGACAAUUAGUGGCUAUCUAUGAAGUUUUGAAGGAUGAAGAGAAAAGACAAAGAUAUGAUGAAGUUUUGAAAAAUGGCCUGCCGGAUUGGAGACAGCCUGUUUUCUACUACCGGAGAGUGAGGAAGAUGAGUAAUGUGGAGCUUUCUCUGCUCCUCUUCAUUAUUCUGACUGUGGGCCAUUAUGCUGUGGUUUGGUCGAUAUACUUUGAGAAACAACUGGAUGAUCUUCUUACCAGAAAAAAGAGAGAGAAAAAGAAAAAAGCAAGUGGUAAAUCUUUAGAUGAAGGAAAAGCUGGUGUUCCUGAGAAAAAUGAGAGAUCUGUUGAAAAGCCUCAAUGGCAAGACCUGUUGCCAUGCAAGAUAGGACUUUGGUUUUAUUUCUUUCUGAAGUCAUUACCACAGUGCUGCCAGAGUGUUAAGGAUUUUUAUUUGGAAUGGAAAGAAAUGAAAGUGAAAGAAAAAGAAGCAGAAACGCAAGCCCAGUUUGAAGCUGUGCAGAAAGAAAAAAGGCCAAAAGUAAAGAAGCCAAAAUCUGAGUUUCCAGUAUACACAGCCCCUUCCUCUGGAAGUAUCACCUAUGUAGCAUUGCACGAAGAAGCUUCAACAAUUGAGGAGAUUGAGGAUCAGGUAGCUGACUGGCUAGAAGACAGGUCAAGAGGGUCAAGAAAGGCACCAGAAUGGACAGAAGAGGACCUCCGCCAGCUGACAAGAAGUAUGGUUAAGUUCCCAGGGGGCACUCCAGGUCGAUGGGAAAAGAUUGCUCACGAAUUGGGUCGAUCGGUGGCAGAUGUUACCACAAAAGCUAAACAAGUCAAAGAUUUUGUUUCAAGCACACCAGGAACCAUAAAACUAUUGGAUUUGAAGUCUGCAUCCCAGACUGUAAAGAGUGCGAAACGUGAAACAGUUCUGCCUGACCACAUCAUCACUAAAAGGGAUGAGGAAGUUGAAGAAGAAAAUGAAUUUGAAAAUGGAGGUGAUCAAGAUAACUACACUGAGGCAUUAUCCACAGAGACUAGACCACGGAAACGAAAAACUGCAAAAACAUCAGAGAGAACUCUUAUGAUCCAAGAAGACGUUGAACAGAAACCAAAAGGAAGGCGCCAGAGGGACUUUGAUAACACAGAACUGGAUGAUGAUAGUGAUGAGGAGAAGAAAAGGAAAGGGAAGAUACGAUCUUCAGAAGAAAUUGCUGAAUUAUGGAACCAAAAUCAACAAAAACUGCUUGAGUUAGCCUUGCAACAGUAUCCAAAGGGGACUUCUGAACGCUGGGACAAAAUAGCAAAAUGUGUACCAGGAAAAACAAAGGAAGAAUGCAUAAUCAGAUACAAACUAUUGGCUGAACUGGUUAUGAAGAGGAAGCAAGCCAAAAGCUGACUGAAAAUGGUACUUAGAAAGCACUGAUCUCCCAUCAAGAAGCAGUACUGCACCAUGGACAAAUACAUUGUUAAAUGUGGAGUCUAGUUGCUUGUAACUUACCUCAACUUUCCUUUUUACCAGUGUCAUGUGCCUUAAUAAAAAACAUUAAUGUGCCAACAUCUCCUACAGAAUAAUCAGAUCCAUUCAUUUUUUUAGAUUUCUAUUUGUUCCCUAAAUGCACACUAAAUGUUCACCAUUGAGCAAGUUUUUAAUUUAUUUAUAAGAAGCUAAUUUUCUGUAUCCCAGUUCCAUGUUUGUCUCUAUACUUUGAAAAUUGUUGAUAGAGUUUGGAUUCUUGCAUCUUUAACUGACUAGUUCUUUUAUAAAAUGCUAAUAGGGAACAGAAAGUUUUGACACAAUGUAAAAUUGAAUUUAAAAUUAAGAUCUUAAUUGAGGAGUUUUUUUUGUUUGAAUCUGUUUUUCUGUUUUUGUUUUAUUUUCAGCCCCAUCUUUCCUGAACGAUGCUGUGUCAUCCUGUUCUGCACCAAGGGUGAUAAACAGCCCUUCAGUAACUUGUCCAAGUAAAUGAACCUAACUUAAGCAUUGCAGUACAUUAUAUGUGGAUCAUAACCAGACUUGUUUUUAAUGAAAUCAGAAACUCAGCAGGUCUGACAGCAGCCGUUAAAGUUUUGAGUCUGAUGUAGCUGUUCUUUGGAGCAGACAUAUCCUUGGUCACUAUGUACGUGUGUUUCCAGUGCAAGUUACAAGAUUGGAAUUGUACCUGAUUCUUAUCCUUAGCUGAAAAAUGCAAGAUCAUUUUCUUGCUGGCUUGGAUCAGCUUAUACAGUGCAGGUGGGUCAUAGGACUAGAGACCUUCCAGUUUAGAAUUGCUCAGUACCACAUGGUAGAUAAACCUUUGUCUUACCCUCUGUGGAUUGAUAUUUUUUAAAGAUCACAAAUAUGGAUUGCUUUUAAAUUCAUGUGCCCACAAGUUCUGUACAGUACACUGUCACUACUUGUUUUCUGCGGUCUAUCUAUUAAGUUAAUAUGUAACAGUUAGCAUUUACUGUAUGCCAAAUGAAGCAUUGUUUCUGUGAGUUACGUGUUGCUGGAACAACACAGUGUAGAAACUUUCAGUGGUAUGUUUUCUAAGUCAAACAUUUGUCCAUUUGACAGAUGUGAUAUAUCUGUGGUUAUAAUUACAAGUGUUUGAAGUUUGGUUUAUGCAGAACUCUUUUACUAUAUUUAUAUUGUUUUGAAAUCAAGGCUUCAUGUAGUUAUAUGUUUGUAUGCUGAAGUCUACAAGGAGGUCUAAUCUCAAAUUAAUUAUGAUAAUUUAAGAUUCUGCAACAUCUCUUUAUUACAGUAGAAGACGAGCACGUUUGAGCCAGUAGGCUCCCUUUUGAAUAACAAAUUUUUCUUACGUACUGUGAUGUACAGUGCAUCUAGUUUCCAGGGAGUUCGGUUUUAACAAUUCCAUCUGUUUUACAUAGUGAAAACUGUUUUCAAAGCUGUUAAUGCUUGACAUGUCUUUAUCACCAGAUCUGUACUGGUAAGCUCUGGUAUAAUUUUCAAAUGUCUGGUGUAAACCCUCUGGAUUAAAUUAUACUGUAACAAACCUUGUCCCUUUAAA
This is a messenger RNA of Chiloscyllium plagiosum (whitespotted bambooshark), 3314 nucleotides long. It is a transcript of the gene dnajc1, whose product is annotated as DnaJ (Hsp40) homolog, subfamily C, member 1. The record is from RefSeq and is a predicted model, not a curated record. Lineage: Eukaryota; Metazoa; Chordata; Chondrichthyes; Orectolobiformes; Hemiscylliidae. Gene Ontology annotation, cellular component: endomembrane system.